Molecule: messenger RNA, 4802 nt
Organism: Monopterus albus (swamp eel)
Lineage: Eukaryota; Metazoa; Chordata; Actinopteri; Synbranchiformes; Synbranchidae
Gene: hs3st4
Product: heparan sulfate (glucosamine) 3-O-sulfotransferase 4
Exons: 2
Coding region: 698-1948 (416 amino acids)
Molecular function (GO): [heparan sulfate]-glucosamine 3-sulfotransferase activity
Source: RefSeq, a predicted model, not a curated record
CCAGCCAAUACGCACAUCGUAGGAUCCUACCAAUAUGAGAAGGCGCAAGGACGGCGAGCAGCAUCCUGGUAGGCAGUGGGAAGUGUGGAUGCGUUUCUUUCUCAAAGGCUGCCGAGUUUUUACACACAAAGUAAAUAGAGAGAAGCGUAAGAGAUUGCGCGUUCGUUCGCCUCUUCCUGGACAGAAUGAAAGGAUUUGUAGCUUGUUUGGAUGGAUGUGAGUCCACUCUUGUAUCGCAGACUGGAGUGGACUUCAGGCUGUGGGACUGAUGAGAGGAAGGAUACUUUAAACAGUGGUGUUCGUUUUCUUUUCCCCUCUUCGUAAAAUGCCAGGAUUUCGUCCACCAUACUCUGACCAGUUCAAGAAAGGUUGCUCAUUUGGAAGGACGCCAGACCUCCAGCCUCUCCGAUCUGCAAGUUCAGUCCAAUAAAUUGUGACAUUGUCUGUCAGCCUUGGAAAAAGAAAUCGAUACUCAAGAAAAGAGGCGCGAUAUUCUUCCGGAAUUUUAACGAUCUAUUCUCCUUGUAUCCUUAUAAAUAUGCGAUUUGGUUGGAUUAGGUUGGUUUGGUCCAGCUUCACGCCUUUCUAGCUGGAGCAGCGCUGAUAGUGACUGAUUAUUGCUGUUGAUUUUGUCCAUGAAAGACUCGGGGUGGAAACAUGUCUGGCCACUUCUCUGAGAGGAUCACUGCUAUCAGAGAUGGCAUUUUGGUCCAGCACUUCGGUUUUCACCUCUAAAGUGCCCCGGAAAAUCUUAUUUAUGUUCACCCUCUCCCUCUCUGUCACCUACUUGUUUUAUAGCUUGAUGAGCUGCUACAACUCGCUGCAGUUUCCUCUGCAAGAGAACUACGUGUAUCAAGGGAGGCUGGUGACGGAGGAGACAACUUUUGUGACAUUGAGGGAGAAACUUUAUUCCGCCACCCAGGGCUUUACCGAAUUCACCGAGGCCGAGAAAACCACCGCCGUUUCCACCGUAAAGGAUCAUGCUGAGGCCGAACAAAGGACAGUGGAGUGGAUUAGGACUCAGACAUCUCCAACUAAAUCGGCGGCGGCGUAUCACACCGUGGCGCUGGAGAGGGAGCGCCAGGAAUUCAGCACCACGGACAGCGAACUCAGGGUGAACAGCACCUCGGAUUAUGGGGAGAAGAAACUUCCCCAGGCCAUCAUCAUCGGGGUGAAGAAAGGGGGGACCCGAGCCCUGCUGGAGGCUCUCAGGGUGCACCCGGACGUGAGAGCAGUUGGGAAUGAACCACACUUCUUUGACAGGAACUACGAGAAGGGGCUGGACUGGUACAGAGACCUGAUGCCUUCGACGCUGGAGGGACAGAUCACCAUGGAGAAGACACCUAGCUACUUUGUGACUAACCAUGCCCCAAAGCGCAUCCACUCCAUGGCCAGGGACAUCAAGCUUAUUAUUGUAGUGCGUAAUCCUGUCACUAGAGCCAUUUCAGACUACACACAGACUUUAUCCAAGAAACCUGAGAUCCCCACCUUUGAGGUUCUGGCUUUUAAGAACCGAACGCUGGGUCUUAUAGAUGCCUCAUGGAGUGCGUUGCGUAUAGGAAUAUAUGCACUCCACUUGGAGACCUGGAUGCAGUAUUUCCCUCUCUCCCAAAUGCACUUUGUCAGCGGGGAGAGGCUUAUUGUGGAUCCCGCAGGUGAGAUGGCCAAAGUGCAGGACUUCCUGGGACUGAAGCGGAUCGUCACAGACAAACACUUUUACUUCAAUAAAACUAAAGGAUUUCCAUGUCUGAAGAAGCCAGAGGACAGCAGCACUCCCAGAUGCCUUGGCAAGUCUAAAGGGAGAACUCACCCAAAAAUUGACCCAGACGUGAUUCGGCGUCUGCACAAGUUCUACAAACCCUUUAACAUGAUGUUUUACCAAAUGACCGGCCAGAACUUUGAAUGGGAGCUGGAGGAAGACAGUGAAUCUCGUAGCUCUCAGGACUAGUGAACUGCCUCAUGGCACGGCACAGCCACACCACCAGCCUUCUCAAUAAAACUAAUAUUGUCUCGCUUCGUCUUCAGAGAGAGUGCUUGAGCCUGCCAAUCAAUCAUGGCUGUCUUUGCGGUGUCUUUAUCCAUUAGUAAGAGUUUACUGACAUGCUUCUUCUCUCUCUUCAGUACUAAUGUUGUUGAUGAUGGCAAAUCAUUACUGUAUAUACUAAACAUAAAAUAUAUUUAUAUUUGUGAAAAGGAGAUGAUUUAUUUGUUUUGUUUUAAAGCAUAGCUCUGAUAUAGAAAUCAUUUUGACGAUGGCAAUGCAUGUGAGGAGUUAAGUGUCCUUACUCCAUUAACCCUAAGGGUAAACUCUGCCUGUUUCUUUUCCCUUUACUUUUCUGCAAUUUGUUACCAUCACACCCACUCACAAGCGUUCAGUGCAAAAAGAUAUUCUACUUCAGUGGCCAAGGCCAAGAAGUUCUCUGUAUUAUUUCUUUCAGCACUGUAUUGCUGCUUCAGAGGAGACAGAAAAGAGAAAAAAUUGGUAGAUAUAUAAAACAAAAAUCCUUUGACACAUGCUCAUCUUUUCAGUUGCUCAUCUUGUGAGUGGAGACAAUCCAUUUCUUAAUCAGUCUAAGUUUACCAAAGUGUUAAUUUACUUAGUUUCAGUGUUGGAGUUGCUCUGCAUUCAUUAAUUGCACCCAUAUUCAAUAAGAGAACGGAUAUACAAUGGCCAUCAUUCAAUAAUUGGAUUGCUUUGCUGCAUAGUUGAACAUUAGCAUACUGAUGACCACGCGCUCAGAUGUGGUGCGGUAUCAGUGCUUUUGGCGUAAUUUGACAAAUGAGUCUACAGUAUAUCUUAGCCAUACCAAGGGGAAGCUGUGCAUUCGACAGUUCUGCACAAUUGCACAUUUCCUGUCAAAACACACCCAAAACAUCAGUUAACAUUGGUGAGGAUGAAGAACAACAGUAAAGGACUGAGCCGAAGUUUGUUUAACAAACAUCUGCUACGACGUGGUCUUCUGUCGUUAGAGAUUAAUGAUGUGUUAAAUAAACUGCUGCCACUGGAACACUGUCAAUGUCAGAGCGAAUUUGCUGUUAAGGAAAAGCUACACAUGUGCCCAGGUAAAAUACCAAACCAUUACUGUAUGUACUUAAUUUGAACGAGAUGACGUCUGCCAGGGAAAUGUGCUGUAACCAGAGGUUUUACUAUCAAACACUUGUUUUCAGCAGUGCUAACUGGAAGGAUGCCUGUGUUGAAAAUAACAGGGUUUUGGUGCGAAAUGCUCCUUUACUCAUGCAAUGAAAUAAUAACAUGAUCUAUAAUCUUUACUAUUUUUUAGCUUUGCAUAACUCGCUGUGCAUCUGUCUGUUGUCUCUGGGCGUUUAAUCAAUUGAGACAAUCAAUACAGUCAAUGAGUCAAUAAAUACAGCCUGCUUCACAUCACUGGUUGCUACACCUAUGAUGCAUUGCUCUGUUAAUCCUCCCUGUUCUCUGGCCAUGGAUGGCUAGAUUGGUUCACUCUCUGCAGACCUCUCUGUCACCCUGGGGAGGCCAGCACCAGCAGCUACUUACACAGAGCAAUUGAUUCAAUCAAAGUAAGCACUAUACUGCCCUUUUGUAGCACCAAGCCUGAACACUUACCUCUGAGUCUCACUAUCCAAGAGUCACAACUUCCACUUUGAGGCUUUUUCUGUGCAGCCAUCCCUUGGUGUUUUCUUGACAAGCUCCCUGUCUCUCUGCACUUUUACCUCCUCUGUCCCUCCCUCUCUUUCUUUCUUUUUGCACACACAUCAUCCUCUGACAGUGGGAAGCUGUUUCACAAAGGUGCAGCUCUUUGUAGAAAGAUAACUGAACUGCAAGCAAGACAUGCUAAUCAAACAUUUAAGAAAUGCCUUCAUCAUUAUUUAUUUAUUCACAUUUUUCCCCAAGCUUCAGAACAUGUAUAAUCCACCUUCCAAACCUGGCAAUCCCUCCUACUCAGUGUAGAGACACUGAAAGAAAUCCACAGAAGGCACCCUUCAGUGUCAUUAGGACAGAUGAGGACUCAAUUUCUCCUCUAUGAAUAUGCACUUGUGCUGUCAUUUGCAUUUCCAGGAUCACACACACGUGGGAAUUCCUCUCCAAAGUUAAAUAUUAGAUCCAACCUCUCAUUAACAGAAACACUCAGACACCUUUUUCUUUUGUACUUCUUGUUGGUUUUAGGUACUGUGAAACAUACUGCAAGUGCAUGAACAAUAUGUUAAGCUGCCCUUCGUGUGUUCGUCCCAAUGAGGAUCAUGUGUUAUGUGGUUCAUCAGGGCUCUCAGUAUGUAGUGAAGAAGACUGCUAUGAUAAACCCACUCAUCAGACUGUCAACGCUUAAGUGGUGUCAUUUCGGACCAAAGUACAAAUUCGUAUUUGUCAGUCAUUAAUUUGGCAAAGCGCCGCGACAGCAAUUCAUGGUGUGAAAAGCUACCUGGAUGUACCUGGAAAUAAUUUGCUGUUGUAGCUUGUGUGUUUAAUUUUGGUUGAAGGGCUAUAAUCUGUGCAUGAGAGGUGUUUUUACAGUGCUCUUUUCACCUUCCUGUUAUAUGAUCUAUAAUAACAUACUGCUGAAGAGCUUAAUGAAAGGGUACAGCCUAAAAACAAGCUCAGUUUGAAUGAAACAAAGGGGAAUAGUUUGGCUCUGGAAACUUAAAAGCUUGGGAAAAAAAUCUUUUAGACAUAGUAAGGUCUCCAUUACUACAAACUAACUGUCUUUUCGCUUCAUUUGAGUCAAUAAUUACCAACUGCGUAAAAAGGCAUGACAGUGUCAGCUUCCACAACUAACUUUGCACUAAUCCACUCCAAAUUAGUCUUUAAUUUAGUUUCUAAAUGCCCU